AUGGUUUUCGUGGCUUUCCUCGUACUACUUCCGACUGCAGUUUUAGGGGAAUGUACUUGUGAAGCGGACGAGGAAGAUCGGAACAAAAGUUUAGCACUCAAAUAUAAGUUAGCUGCACUUGCUUCAAUCCUCGUUGUGAGUGUAAUUGGGGUUUGUCUUCCCGUUUUGGGGAAGACCAUACCAGCUUUGAGUCCAGAGAGAAGCUUUUUCUUCAUUAUAAAGGCUUUCGCAGCCGGAGUUAUUUUGUCCACAGGUUUUAUUCACGUGCUUCCUGAUGCGUUCGAAAACUUGACAUCUCCGUGUAUUAGUCCCCAUCCGUGGGGAGAUUUUCCAUUCACGGGCUUUGUCGCAAUGGUUUCCGCCAUUGGGACUCUUAUGGUGGACACAUACGCAACCUCCUAUUACAGCAAGAAAUCAAGCGGCAAGGCACAAAUAGCUAGUGGCGAUGAAGGAGGAGUUGUCCCUGUUCAUACUCAUGCCACCCACGGUCACGCACAUGGAGCAGUGUCGAUGGAAAUUGAUUUUGGUGAAACACAACUUCUUCGUCACCGCGUAAUCUCACAGUUGGGAAUUAUAGUCCAUUCUGUAAUUAUUGGAAUUGCUUUAGGUGCUUCUGAAAGUCCUAAAACGAUAAGGCCUUUAAUUGCUACUUUGACCUUCCAUCAAUUCUAUGAAGGCAUGGGCCUAGGAGGAUGCAUAAGCCAGGCUAAGUUUAAAUCACGAGAAGUUGUAAUAAUGGCCCUCUUCUUCUCGCUCACAACCCCAAUAGGCAUCGGAAUAACCAAAAUUUAUAGUGAGACCAGUCCCAAUGCUCUUAUUAUUGAAGGAAUUUUUAACGCAGCAUCGGCCGGAAUCUUGAUCUACAUGGCACUAGUAGAUCUUCUUUCAGCCGACUAUAUGAGUCCUAGAAUGCAAAGCAAUGGAAAGCUUCAGUUAGGUGCAAAUAUUUCUCUUCUUACUAGGCGUUGGAUGUAUGUCUCUCUUGGCCAAGUGGGCUUGAGAUACAUCACAUGUUUUUGUUCAUCCUCUUUCUCCUUGAACACUACUGAGCACAUUUUUGGGGAAUGUACUUGUGAAGCCGACGAGGAAGAUCUGAACAAAAGUUUAGCACUCAAAUAUAAGUUAGCUGCACUUGCUUCAAUCUUCGUUGCGAGUGCAAUUGGGGUUUGUUUUCCCGUUUUGGGGAAGACCGUACCAGCUUUGAGUCCAGAGAGAAGCUUUUUCUUCAUUAUAAAGGCUUCUGAAAGUCCUAAAACAAUAAUGCCUUUAAUUGCUGCUUUGACCUUCCACCAAUUCUUUGAAGGCAUGGGGCUAGGAGGAUGCAUAACCCAGGCUAAGUUUAAAUCACGAGCAGUUGCAAUAAUGGCCCUCUUCUUCUCGCUCACAACCCCAAUAGGCAUCGUGAUAGGCAUCGGACUAACCAACAUUUAUAGUGAGAUCAAUCUCAAUGCUCUUAUUGUUGAAGGAAUUUUUAACGCAGCAUCGGCCGGAAUCUUGAUCUACAUGGCACUAGUCGAUCUUCUUUCAGCCGACUUUAUGAGUCCAAGAAUGCAAAGCAAUGGAAAGCUUCAGUUAGGUGCAAAUGUUUCUCUUCUUCUAGGCGUUGGAUCAAUUAAAGGCAUUAUCGUUUUGGGACUUGCAAAAGCCUUUAUAAUGAAGAAAAAGCUUCUCUCUGGACUCAAAGCUGGUAUGGUCUUCCCCAAAACGGGAAGACAAACCCCAAUUGCACUCGCAACGAGGAUUGACGCAAGUGCAGCUAACUUAUAUUUGAGUGCUAAAAUUUUGCUCCGAUCGUCCUCGUCGGCUUCACAAGUACAUUCCCCUAAAACUGCAGUCGGAAGUAGUACGAGGAAAGCCACGAAAACCAUCUUGCAAACCCAUUCACGUGAAUAUGACUGA
This is a messenger RNA of Fraxinus pennsylvanica, 1899 nucleotides long. NCBI's taxonomy places the organism in Eukaryota, Viridiplantae, Streptophyta, Magnoliopsida, Lamiales, Oleaceae. The record is from the annotation of a GenBank genome assembly.